Messenger RNA from Pseudonaja textilis, 1046 nucleotides. The record is from RefSeq and is a predicted model, not a curated record. NCBI's taxonomy places the organism in Eukaryota, Metazoa, Chordata, Lepidosauria, Squamata, Elapidae.
GGCCGCCGCGGAGCCGCUCGCACUCCGGCCAGGUCGACCGUCCCAGCGCAGCUCCGCCGCCGCCGCCGCCGCCUCUUCCUCCUCCUCCUCCUCCUCGACGGACUUCUGGCAAGUGCCCCGCCGCCGCCAUGGACGCCAUCAAGAAGAAGAUGCAGAUGCUGAAGCUGGACAAGGAGAACGCGCUGGACCGCGCCGAGCAAGCCGAGGCCGACAAGAAGGCCGCCGAGGAGCGCAGCAAGCAGUUGGAGGACGACAUUGUGCAGUUGGAAAAGCAACUGCGGGUCUCGGAGGACGAGCGGGACCGGGUCCUGGAGGAGAUGCAUAGCGCCGAGGACAGCCUCCUCACUGCGGACGAGAAGGCCACCAAGUUGGAAGAUGAGCUGGUGUCCCUGCAAAAGAAGCUGAAGAGCACCGAGGAUGAGCUGGACAAGUAUUCGGAGUCUCUGAAAGAUGCCCAGGAGAAGUUGGAGGUGGCCGAGAAGAAAGCUGCAGAUGCUGAGAGCGAUGUGCAAUCUCUGAACAGGCGCAUCCAGCUGGUGGAGGAGGAGCUGGAUCGCGCCCAGGAGCGCCUGACCACGGCCCUGCAGAAACUGGAGGAGGCUGAGAAGGCCGCUGACGAGAGCGAGAGAGGCAUGAAGGUCAUUGAGAGCAGAGCCCUGAAGGACGAGGAGAAGAUGGAGAUUCAGGAGAUCCAGCUGAAGGAGGCCAAGAACAUCGCUGAGGACGCCGACCGGAAGUACGAGGAGGUGGCCCGGAAGUUGGUGAUCAUCGAGAGCGACCUGGAGCGUGCGGAGGAGCGGGCCGAGCUCUCAGAAAGGUGCGCCUCCCUCCCUCCCUCCCUGGCUGCUGCUGCUGCUGCUGCUACUGGCCUUGCGCUGCCCGUGGAUGUGGUGGCUGCUCUGGUGCCCUGGCUGUGCGCCCCAGUGGACGGGGCUGCUCUGUGUCCGUCCCCCAUCCCCCACCCCCGUGCCUGUGUUUGCCUCUAUGUGUUUCGGGCCGUGUUGGGGUUGGGGGGGGCCCUGGUGUGGUUUGGGUCACUGCAUGCU